UUAAGGUUUCGCUUUUCUUUUCUCUGCAUUUUGGUGCUAUCCACGUAGAUUACGUAUAACAAAGUUUACGAUACCCUGCCAUGGCUAAUUCAUCUGCAUGGUCGGGAGUGAGAAAAGGUGCAUGGUCUGAAGAAGAAGAUAAUCUUUUGAGGAAGUGCAUUCAGGAAUAUGGUGAAGGAAAAUGACAUCUUAUUCCCAUUAGAGCUGGGUUGAAUAGGUGCCGGAAAAGUUGCAGAUUAAGAUGGCUGAACUAUCUCCGUCCAGAUAUAAAGAGAGGCGACUUCAAAUUGGAUGAAGUGGAUCUAAUUAUGCGUCUCCAUAAGCUCUUAGGCAACAGGUGGUCGCUUAUUGCCGGCAGAAUUCCGGGAAGAACAGCGAACGAUGUGAAGAAUUACUGGAAUACUCAUAUUCAGAAAAAGGUAUUUGCCAUGGCAUCUAGCAUGCAAGAUAAUUGGAAGGGCAAAGCCCCCGAAAUGAGGGAAAACAACGUUGUUAGGCCUCGACCUCGGAGAUUAUUCUUAAACACUACCUCAUCAUUAUUAUCUGGGACGCCGCCAUUGACCGGAAAAGCUACCGCCGUUACCUUUGAUGCUCAAAUCCAAGGACAUAAUAAGAUACCGCAGCCGGAAGCAACAUCGGAGUUGGUAACGAAAAAUUUGCAAGAAAACAACACAAUAAUCACGGCGUCAGAAUUAGAGACAACAACGUCAAACGACAGAGUGCAGUGGUGGGAGGAUUUUCUGUUCGACAAUGCAGGAAGCACGUGCAUGAACCAAGGACAAGUCGAUUGGCCUAACUUUCCAACUGAUAUGGACCUUUCGGAACUUUUAAGCUAAUAAAGUCUACAUGGAAUCUUUAGAUGAAUUUUACUUUUAAAUUAGC
Molecule: messenger RNA, 882 nt
Organism: Ipomoea nil (Japanese morning glory)
Lineage: Eukaryota; Viridiplantae; Streptophyta; Magnoliopsida; Solanales; Convolvulaceae
Product: transcription repressor MYB6-like
Exons: 3
Coding region: 309-836 (175 amino acids)
Biological process (GO): cell differentiation
Cellular component (GO): nucleus
Molecular function (GO): transcription cis-regulatory region binding
Source: RefSeq, a predicted model, not a curated record